This is a messenger RNA of Amorphotheca resinae ATCC 22711, 3814 nucleotides long. RefSeq lists its product as hypothetical. The record is from RefSeq and is a predicted model, not a curated record. Gene Ontology annotation, molecular function: metal ion binding; aspartate carbamoyltransferase activity; ATP binding. Gene Ontology annotation, cellular component: cytoplasm; cytosol. Lineage: Eukaryota; Fungi; Ascomycota; Leotiomycetes; Helotiales; Amorphothecaceae. Gene Ontology annotation, biological process: L-citrulline biosynthetic process; UTP biosynthetic process; 'de novo' pyrimidine nucleobase biosynthetic process. Bases 290 to 3814 code for a protein of 1174 amino acids. The transcript is spliced from 4 exons.
AUCUGUAACCCAAUUCUCAAUUGCUUCGAUACCACUGCUCUUUCUUCCUCAUUGAUCAUGUUGAGGGACUUUGAGCCUUCGAAACUCCAGGAAUAAAACUUUCCUGUCACCCUCUUAUCCUACACGAACCGUUAUCAGAAGCUAUUUACACACCUAGCUUCUUCACCGCGAAGAAAUAAAUAUUUGGCGGAAAUCUCUGACGAUCUUCCCUCAACGUCCGCACAACGACGAAAUUCGACAGUCGCUGAGCACUUCAGACAGCCCGAAGGGGUCUCAGAGGCUCAGUUGAAUGUCUACCUCGUUGUCUUCUGCAAUGGCCUCCUCGAGCCGCAUCGCAGGCCGGACAUGCUCUCUCUUCCGCCAAGUUCGAGCGCCAGCUAAUCCCGCCCGGAGCUUCACAACUCGAGCGACGGCGAGAUGUCUUCAGCCUAGAAGCCAAGCGCCAGCUAGCAAGAACGCCAGACAUGUGCGGCUUUUCUCCAGCUCGGCAGCCCGCAGGGACCUGUCGGAAAAUGCCCCCAGUGCGAAGGCGUACCUCGAGAGCGGAGUUCUCAAGGGAGCUGCAAACCCCGUCGAUGUCAAGAAGGUCUUGGUCAUUGGAAGUGGUGGUUUGGCCAUUGGUCAAGCAGGAGAGUUCGAUUAUUCAGGGUCUCAAGCUUUGAAGGCGUUGAAAGAGGCCGGCGUGGCCUCCGUCCUCGUCAACCCGAACAUCGCAACCAUCCAGACCGCCCACGUCCUUGCCGAUGAAGUCUAUUACCUGCCCGUUACUCCAGAAUACGUGACAUAUGUCAUCGAGCGAGAGAGACCAGAUGGUAUUUUCCUUACCUUUGGUGGUCAAACUGCCCUGAACCUUGGUGUCCAAAUGGAGCGAAUGGGAAUCUUCGAGCGUUACGGUGUCAAGGUCUUGGGCACAAGCAUCAAGACCCUCGAGACCAGUGAGGAUAGAGAUCUCUUCGCCAAGGCUCUUGGUGAGAUCAAUAUCCCAAUUGCUCAAUCAAUCGCUGUCAGCACCGUGGACGAAGCGUUGGAGGCAGCGCGGGGAAUCGGAUAUCCUAUCAUCGUUCGCGCUGCUUAUGCCCUUGGUGGUCUUGGAUCCGGGUUUGCGAACAAUGAGGAGGAGCUCCGGAAUUUGUCCGCAAGAUCCCUUACUCUGUCUCCUCAAAUCUUGGUUGAGAAAUCUCUUAAAGGCUGGAAAGAAGUUGAAUAUGAAGUCGUCCGUGAUGCAAGCAACAACUGCAUCACUGUCUGCAACAUGGAGAACUUCGACCCUCUUGGUAUUCACACCGGUGAUUCGAUCGUCGUGGCACCUAGUCAAACUCUGAGCGACGAGGAAUAUCACAUGCUCCGUUCUGCUGCCAUCAAAAUCGUCCGACACCUGGGUGUAGUGGGCGAGUGUAACGUUCAAUACGCACUGCAACCUGACGGACUUGACUACCGUGUCAUCGAAGUCAACGCUCGUCUCUCCCGUUCCUCUGCUCUUGCUUCCAAAGCGACUGGAUAUCCCCUUGCGUAUACUGCGGCAAAAAUCGGACUCGGCCAUACUCUACCUGAAUUACCCAACGCUGUUACCAAAACCACCACUGCAAACUUCGAGCCAUCGCUGGAUUACAUCGUGACCAAAAUCCCACGAUGGGACUUGUCUAAGUUUCAGCAUGUUAAGCGUGACAUCGGUAGUGCUAUGAAGUCUGUUGGAGAAGUCAUGGCCAUUGGUAGAACUUUCGAAGAAUCAAUCCAGAAGGCUAUCCGACAGGUUGAUCCCCGGUAUGUUGGUUUCCAAGGUGACAAAUUCGAUGACCUCGACUACGAACUCGCGAACCCCUCUGACCGCCGAUGGCUUGCCGUUGGCCAGGCCAUGCUGCAUGAGAACUACUCUGUCGAACGUGUCCAUGAGCUGUCCAAGAUUGACAAAUGGUUCUUGUACAAGCUUCAGAACAUUGUCGACUGCACCCGCGAGCUCGAGGAAAUCGGAAGUCUGUACGGUUUAAAGAAGGAAAUUAUCAUGAAGGCAAAGAAGCUCGGUUUCUCUGACAAACAGAUCGCAAUGGCCGUAGGAAGCACUGAAGAUGAAGUCAGAGCUCGCCGAAAGAACUUUGGUAUCACGCCAUUUGUUAAGAAGAUCGAUACUCUUGCCGCUGAAUUCCCUGCCGACACCAACUACCUGUACACCACCUACAACGCAACUUCUCACGAUGUUUCCUUUGAUGACCACGGAAUCAUUAUCCUUGGAAGCGGUGUCUACAGAAUUGGUAGCUCUGUUGAAUUCGAUUGGUGUGCUGUCAGUGCAACUCUUGCUCUGAAAGAUAUGGGCAAGAAGACCGUCAUGAUCAAUUACAACCCCGAGACCUACUCCACGGACUUUGAUACCGCUGAUAAGCUCUACUUCGAGGAGUUGAGCUACGAACGUGUCAUGGAUAUCUACGAACUGGAAGCUGCUAGCGGUGUUGUCGUUUCUGUCGGCGGUCAACUACCCCAGAACAUCGCCCUACGUCUCCAAGAGAGUGGCCACGCAAAGAUCCUUGGUACUGACCCGAAAGACAUCGACAAGGCAGAAGACAGACAAAAGUUCUCCGAGAUCUUGGACAGCAUCGGUAUCGAUCAGCCCGCCUGGAAGGAACUCACUUCAGUGGCCGAUGCUGAAGCUUUCGCCGAAGAAGUCAGCUAUCCUGUUCUUGUCCGACCUAGCUAUGUUCUCUCUGGUGCUGCCAUGACUGUCAUUCGCAGCAAGGAUGAAUUGAAAGAAAAGCUCGAGGCGGCCAGCAAUGUGUCACCUGAUCAUCCUGUUGUUAUCUCCAAGUUCAUUGAAGGUGCACAAGAAAUUGACGUUGAUGCUGUGGGAUCUAACGGCAAACUCAUUAUCCAUGCCAUCAGUGAACACGUCGAGCAAGCUGGUGUUCACUCUGGUGAUGCAACACUUGUCCUUCCUCCUGCAUCUCUCGACCAAACUACUAUGGACCGCGUCAAGGAAAUUGCUAGCAAGGUUGCCAAAGCCUGGAACAUUACCGGACCUUUCAAUAUGCAGAUCAUCAAAGCCGAAGAUCCAAAUGGAGGUCUUCCUCAAUUGAAGGUCAUUGAGUGUAACUUGCGUGCAUCCCGGUCAUUCCCAUUCGUCAGCAAAGUCCUUGGUCUCAACUUCAUCGACGUCGCAACCAAAGCUCUCGUUGGCAGAGAUGUCCCUGAACCAACUGAUCUCAUGGCCGUCAAGCGCGACUACCUUGCAACCAAAGUACCACAAUUCUCCUGGACUCGUCUCGCUGGUGCUGACCCCUUCUUGGGUGUCGAAAUGUCCAGCACUGGUGAACUUGCCUGCUUCGGUAAGGAUCUUGUGGAAGCUUACUGGACUUCUCUCCAAUCGACCAUGAACUUCCGCAUGCCAGAACCAGGGGAGGGUCUUCUCUUUGGUGGAGACAUCACCAAGCCUGUUCUUGCCCGCAUUGUUGACUACCUUGCUCCGCUUGGCUACAAGCUCUAUGCCGCUGAGAAGGAAGUCAAGGAUUUCCUUGAAAAGACCACCAAGAAUGACGUUAGCGUUCAAGUCAUCGAGUUCCCUAAGGAAGACAAGCGAGCUUUGAGGGAGGUUUUCCAGAAGAACGAUAUUCGUGGAGUCUUCAACUUGGCCCUGACUAGAGGAAAGACUGUUCUGGAUGUUGAUUACGUUAUGCGCAGAAAUGCGGUGGACUUCGGCGUGCCGUUGUUCAUGGAGCCCAAGACUGCUGAGCUCUUCGCGCAAUGUAUGAGCGAGAAGCUUCCACGGAAGGAGGGUAUCCCACCGGAGGUCCGCAGGUGGUCUGAUUUCAUCGGUGGCAAGCCAUUGUAG